UACAUCAAAUAUUCCGCACUUUUAAAUCACGAAAUCUUGACACUUUAAUUUUCAUAUAUAAAACAUAUUUACGUCCUUUAUUAGAAUAUGCUACAGAAAUAUGGAAUCCUAUGAGAAAAGAUCAAAUAAAAACUCUUGAAAAAAUCCAGAAAUUAUACACUAAAAAAGCAUUUUAUAAAUGUGGACUUGUGCAGAAAUCAUAUGAAGAUAGACUAAAAAUUUGCAAACUAAAAAAACUCGAAGAAAGAAGAAUUCUUACAGACCUUUGUAUGACACAUAAAAUUCUUAAAAAUUACACUCAUUUGGAACCAGAAAAAUAUUUUACUUUAACCAAACGGGCAAAAAGAAGGGCUUUACUUUUACAAAAUAGACCCUUUUCAAAAAAAUCAAAAAAUAACUUUUUUACCCGAAUAAUAUCAUUAUGGAACAAACUACCAAAAGAAAUAGUUGAAAUUAAUAAUUUAAAAAAAUUCAGGGAAUAUACAAAAGAAAUAGAUUUACUAAGACUGUCUGGAGUGGAGUAA
Messenger RNA from Meloidogyne enterolobii, 524 nucleotides. The record is from the annotation of a GenBank genome assembly. NCBI's taxonomy places the organism in Eukaryota, Metazoa, Nematoda, Chromadorea, Rhabditida, Meloidogynidae.